AUGUCAAUUGACAUGUUGCGGAAAGAGCACCCAAACCCGCCUUUUGGGCCUGCCAAUUUUCGAGAUCUUGAAUUUUGCUCCCGUCACGACAACUUCUCGACGCCGACACACACGACACCGACGAGAUGGCCGCCAAAUCCCAUAUCCCGAUCGUCAAGAAGCGUUAGCACGAAGCGCUUUUUCCGCCAUCAAUCCGACACCUUCAAGUGUGUGCCUUCAUCAUGGCGCAAGCCCAAGGGUAUCGACAACCGUGUCCGCCGACGAUUCAAGGGCACCAUUGCCAUGCCCUCCAUCGGUUAUGGUAGCAACAAGAAGACCCGCCACUUGAUGCCCUCUGGACACAAGGCUUUCCUCGUCCACAACAUCAAGGACGUCGAGCUCCUCCUCAUGCACAACCGCACCUACGCCGCUGAGAUCGCCAGCGCCGUCUCCUCCCGCAAGCGUGUUGACAUUUUGGCCAAGGCCAAGGCUCUCGGUGUCAAGGUCACAAACGCCAAGGCCCGCGUUACCACCGAGUCAUAG
Talaromyces marneffei is the source of this 522-nucleotide messenger RNA. RefSeq lists its product as uncharacterized. Gene Ontology annotation, cellular component: ribosome; cytosolic large ribosomal subunit. The transcript has 6 exons. Gene Ontology annotation, molecular function: structural constituent of ribosome. Gene Ontology annotation, biological process: translation. The record is from RefSeq and is a predicted model, not a curated record. Lineage: Eukaryota; Fungi; Ascomycota; Eurotiomycetes; Eurotiales; Trichocomaceae. The coding region runs from base 1 to 522 and encodes 173 amino acids.